Messenger RNA from Aplysia californica (California sea hare), 4952 nucleotides. RefSeq names its product protein disulfide-isomerase A4. The record is from RefSeq and is a predicted model, not a curated record. Bases 194 to 2035 code for a protein of 613 amino acids. Gene Ontology annotation, molecular function: protein disulfide isomerase activity. NCBI's taxonomy places the organism in Eukaryota, Metazoa, Mollusca, Gastropoda, Aplysiida, Aplysiidae. Gene Ontology annotation, cellular component: cell surface; endoplasmic reticulum. Gene Ontology annotation, biological process: protein folding; response to endoplasmic reticulum stress. The transcript has 11 exons.
UCUUCUUCUUCCGACUUCCGACUAGCAGCUAGCUGGAGGCCGGUGUGUGCAAUUAAGUGCAUUGCAUCUUCUAAUAGCCUAAGCUUUGCAGUCUGUCGAAGGACAGUUUGCUGCAAAAGAAUAAACAUGGCUGUCUUGAAAGCUUCUGUUAUUAUAUUUUGUUUGCUCCUUUCUAUAAGUAUAAGUGUGGCAAAUGCAGAUGUGGAAGUUGACGAUGCAACCGCUGAUGGUAUGUGAUUAUGAAGGAGCUGAAGAUACUGAGUUUGUCCAAGAUGAAGAGUCAGUGCUUGUAUUGACCAAUGACAACUUUGACUCUGUUGUGAACAAGCAUGAGACAAUUCUAGUGGAGUUUUACGCACCAUGGUGUGGUCACUGUAAAAGUCUAGCCCCAGAAUAUGCAGCUGCUGCUGCUGCACUGCUGGAAAAUGAUCCACCAGUAGCUCUUGGGAAGGUCGAUGCUACAGUUCACACUGAGCUGGCCCAGAGAUUUGAAGUCCAAGGGUACCCAACACUCCGUUUCUUCAAGAAUGGAAAGGAUUAUGAAUAUGAUGGCCCCAGGUUUAAAGAUGGCAUUGUUGAGUUUAUGCAAAAGAUUGCAAAACCUGACUGGGCCCCAGAACCUGAGGCUGUGAUCACUCUGACUAAGGAUGACUUUGAUGAGGUCACAGAGAAUGAAGAGAUUAUGAUUGUGGAGUUCUAUGCUCCAUGGUGUGGUCAUUGCAAGAGGCUAGCUCCAAUUUAUGAGAAAGCUGCAAAGCAGAUGAAAAAGAAUGACCCACCGGUGAUCUUUGCUAAAGUCGAUGCCACCAAGGACUCAGAGUUGGCGAGCAGAUUUGGUGUCACUGGUUAUCCCACUCUGAAAAUUUUCAAAAAGGGCCGCCCCUUUGAGUACAAAGGUGAAAGGAACAGUGAAUACGAUUUCAUUUCUGCUGUAACAAAGUACAUGGGAGACGGAGCCAAAGAAAUUUUCAGUUUGAAGAUGCUGAAGGAUGUCUUCCCUCCAGAUGAUAUUACUGUUGUAGGGUUCUUCCAGAAUGCUGAGGAUCCAGGCAUUCAGUCUUACAAAGAUGUUGCUGAUGAACUGAGGGAUGACUACAAAUUUGGUAUUACAUUUGAUGAAGCCUCACGCAAAGCGUACAAAGUGAAUCCAGGCUCCGUGGUUGUGUUUAAUGCUGAGAGAUUCUACACAAAGUUCGAAGCCAAGUGGCAUGUGUUGAGUGUCAAGGAUGACACAACAGUGGCAGAGGUGAAACGGUUUGUGGAGAGCCACCAGGUGCCUCUGGUUGGUCACUAUGCCAAGGACCAGGUCAAACGUUACGACACCCUCAGGCCUCUGUGUCUUGUCUUCUACACUGUCAACUUCAGCUUUGACUACAGAGAUGUUACCCAGAUGUGGAGGAACAAGAUUGCAGCCAUUGCUAAGAACUACCCAGACAUCACCUUUGCCGUAGCUGAUGACGAAGAAUAUGCCAAUCUUAUGAUUGAUUUUGGGCUUGGAGAUUCUGGAGAAGAGAUGAACUUUGGGCUCAUCGGAUCUGAUGGCAAGAAAUAUGGCAUGGAACCAAUGGAGGAAUUUGACAGUGAAGCAAUCUCAGAGUUCCUUGACAGUUUCAAGAAAGGUAAGCUGAAGCCAUUCAUCAAGUCCCAGCGGGCACCAAAGAAGCAGUCGGGACCAGUGACGGUGGUUGUAGGGAACACUUUUGAACAGAUAGUGAAGGACUCUAAGAAGGAUGUCCUCAUUGAGUUGUACGCCCCCUGGUGUGGACACUGCAAGAAGCUGGAGCCUGCCUAUGCUGCCCUGGCCAAGAAGCUGAAGAAGGAGAAGAAUCUUGUGAUUGCAAAGAUGGAUGCAACUGCCAACGACAUGCCGGAUGAGUACAAGGCUGAAGGUUUUCCCACUAUUUAUUUUGCCCCUUCCAACAAGAAAGACCAACCGUUGAAGUAUGAUGGUGGGCGUGAAGUUGACGAUUUUGAGAAAUAUUUGAAAAAGCAUGCGACUGUUUCAUUUAGUAAUGCUGCGAAAGAAGAGUUGUGAUUCUGUUAAGAUAAUUACAUGUACGAGAAGUUAAUAACAUAUCCAUCUUAUGUGUUUUGUUAGUUUUUCCGGUAUGUUGUGUCUGGAUAAUGUCUUUAUUUUUACAAUAUAGUAUUCUGAAUGUAAUGACUGCUCAAAUGAAGCAAAAACAGACUUGUUAUUGUAGUUGAUAACACCAGCCAAAUGUUUAUGCUAUCCAUAAUGCUAGUAUUAUUUAUUCUACCUGCUUAUUUAAACCCACCUUUAUUUCUUUUUCUGUCUCACAAUAUUUUGUGGGUUUGACCUUUCUUUUGGUUAAUUUUUUUACUUAUACAUAUUGCCAUGAAUGGCAAAUUUAAACAAUAUUAAUUCCCAUGAAGUCAUGGUUUUUUAUUGUUCUGCUGAUUUAGAUGUUUUACCUGUCAUAAGAUUGCAAAGCUUUGGGUUUUUUUUCUAGUUUGUGUUUGCUAAUAGUUUUGUGUUUUAUUGAUAUAGACAAAUUUCUUAUAAGAACUUAAAAUGUUAGAAAAAUUUGUAAGUGCGCUGUUUACCCUUAUUUUAAAUUCAAAUGAUUGAAACUUUUUCUGUUCUCUCAGCUUGGAAAUGUAUUUGUUAGUUUGGAAGUGCAAAUGCAAAAAGAAUAAUUCUGUGGACGUGAAGAGAAGCUUUAAACGCCCUCAACUCCAUGCAAUGCAGUUUGGUUCGGAAGAAUAGGUUAAAAUUUGGCUAUUUAUAGCAUUGAAAGAAGAUACUGAAAUGCUUCUGUUGACAGGAUUGUCCUUGACUGUUUUUACAUGGAUGUAGAAAUUGACUUUUUAUGUGUUUGUUGUCGAAAAUACUGUAUCUAUAUCUUUUGCAAAUGGUGGAAGGGUACAUAUUUAGAAUUCUAACUUUUUCUGUUAAUCUUCUGUAAAGCCAACCAUUUCUUUUCAGUUAUCCAUAUCCAAUGAUUUUUUGCUGUUAUCUCAAGCUAUCAAGAUCUUUAUUAUUUUCUGUUUACCCAAUGACUUACAGUGUCUGUUUAUCCCGCUAUUUUUUCUGUUUGCUUUUUAGAGUUAAUUUGCUCAAAUUUAGUUUUGUUCUAGUGAGUUUUGUAUGUGCCAAAAAGAAAUAUAUGGGUAACUUGUUGAAAAUGUACUCUCUAGCAUGCACAUAUCGAACACGCAGAUGGUGAACAGAUUGUCAGGCUCCCAAUUUUUUCUAAUAUAUUCUUUGUAUUCAAAACACACACAAGGCUAAAACAAUUUGUACAUAUCCCCCCCAAAAAUGGCGUCAGCGAGGGUACAUGUAGUUAAGCAGGGCUACAAAUUUCAUUCACCAAAGUAUCCAUGAUGAGAGAGAGAGAGAGAGAGAAAGAGUGGCCACAGUAUGAAUGUAGGCCAAUGACCUCUCUCUAAGCCAAGGGCAAUAGUGUAGGCCAAGGAGUGUUUAUUGCUUGUAUGAUACAUCACGUCACUGAAGUAUGGAGAGGUGGAGCUAGUCUGGACACCUUAUUUUGCGCAUGGAGAUUCUGCGGUUACUUGAAAGCACGUACAUAUUACCACAUAUGUCAGCGCACUUUCUCCUCAGCUGAGAUGACACACUAGUCAACAGAUUGCUGGCAUUCUGCAAAGCUAGGUCUAUAUGAAGUUGUAAAGAGGCUUCUCAGCCAAGGAAAACAGCUGUUCCUAGCAGAGAUUGAUGAAAGAUCUAAAUGUGAAAAAUCCAAUUCUGCAGAACAUUAAAUGACCGGUAUCCCCGUAGGUUGGUGUGGCACAGGGGGUAGAAUCCAUCUUGCAUUUUGACUCUAUUGUCCAACUUUGUUUAUCUCCCUUGAUAUAGCCUGAAGUUCAUGCACAGCGAAUUUUGUAGGCCCUACAUCAUGAAAAGAUUUUUGUAUCCUGCUGAUUUCACUAUGUGCUUGCUAGACUGUUUUCAUUUUAAAAUUAUGUAAUUUCAGACAAUAUCUAUUUGCUUGAUUACUACUCUGUGGUUUGAUUUUCAUAACAUUCCCAGACUUCCACAAAUCACUCAUAAAAAUUCAAGCUUUACGUAGUCAAAUUCAUACAUAUACUAGAUGGAUAUUUAUGCAUUAUCCACAAAAAGUUUGAAAUCGUCCAUCAUCAUUUUCCAGAAAUUUGGAGGGUUUUUUUCUUUUGAGACUGUACAUAAAUGACAUACCAGUGUUCUCUUGAAAAACAGUACGUUGUCCUGUGUCUUCAUUGUUUUAUUAAUGUAGUUAGAGGUAAACAUGUCCUUUGAAAGAUCACCAAUAGGCUGUUUUCAGUUUAUAUAUUCAUUAGAAAUAAAAGGGGAAGCAUUUUACUUUCUUUUUAUAGAGAAGCAAACCUGAAUUUAUUCCUUUUUUUUGUCCACCUUUUACUGUAACUAUUUUUGUUUUUACCAAAAAAAUUGAAUACAAUAACAAUGAUAUGCUACUAUGUACUAACAUUUCUUAACACUUUUAUAUUUUCCUUCACUGUCCGCGAAAGAAAAUCAGGACUUACUGUAGGACCAAAAAAAUAAAACAAACUUACUGUGGUCAUGCACGUUAUAUUAUUUUUCAGACUUUGACUAAUUUGAUUUGGUGACUGUUCUCAUUAAGUUUACCUCAUUUUAGAUUUUUUUUAAAGGCCACCCUCAGCUCCUCGUGCAAUUCUUGUUUCUGUUGUUGAUCAUGUUCUUAAUUAGACUGAGGUGUGUAAUUAAAGGUGCUUAUGUCUUUUACCGCAAAAUGUUUUGAUAUUUCUUUCCUUGAUGGCUCUCCGAGUCCUGUGCCUUGGAUGUGAAGGUUUCUGUACUUACAUAUUUAGUGUAUUUGCCACUCUGUUUAUCCAGUUCAUGCCAUGUUGAUAAUUUUGCUGAAGCAAGACUGGGUCUGGGUGACAAUUGUUCCUUGAUGCAUUUGUAGAAUGCAAUGUUCAAAGUAAUGGGUUAAAUAAAUGUACUUUAAUUCUUA